This is a messenger RNA of Numida meleagris (helmeted guineafowl), 4577 nucleotides long. It is a transcript of the gene HPS3, whose product is annotated as HPS3, biogenesis of lysosomal organelles complex 2 subunit 1. The record is from RefSeq and is a predicted model, not a curated record. The coding region runs from base 129 to 3158 and encodes 1009 amino acids. Gene Ontology annotation, cellular component: cytoplasm. The transcript is spliced from 19 exons. Gene Ontology annotation, biological process: organelle organization. NCBI's taxonomy places the organism in Eukaryota, Metazoa, Chordata, Aves, Galliformes, Numididae.
CCCCCCCCCCCCCCCCGAGGAGCGGCGCCCGCUGCGGAAGCGCGUGAGGAAGCGCGUGCAGAGGCGGAAGGCCGCGCGCUGGGGCGUCGCCGCGGGAAGCUUCUGAGCGCCGGCGGGGUGCGGGGGCCAUGGUGCAGCUUUACAACUUGCACCCGUUUGGGUCGCAGAGAGUAGUGCCCUGCAAGCAGGAGCCGGCGCAGUUCUGCUGCGGCCACGACGUGCUGUUCGUGGCCAGCGCGGCGGCCAGCUGCGGGGUGGAGGUGUUCGCCGUGCGCCGCGAGGGCCGCUGCGAGCCCUUGGGCUCCUUCGCCACGCUGGGCCCCGUGCUGCGCAUGGCGCACAGCCGCGCAGGAGACUAUUUGGUGACGAUUGAAGAGAAAAGCAAAGCGACUUUCCUAAGAGCGUACGUGAACUGGCGAUGCAUGUCUGCAGGGAGCUCUCGUGUUUGUGUCCGGAUGGUGGGUCACAAGAUGGAGGAGUCAUACACCGAGACCUUAAAAGAACAGAUGUCAAUUGUGGAAAUGGCACUUUCAGAUCCUCCGCUGUGUAUUUCAUGUUGUCCUGUAAGCGGAGAUCUUCUUGUGGGCUGCAAGAACAAGCUAGUCAUGUUCUGUUUGAAAUACCUGGUCAUAAACCAGAAUUUGACGGUAUUAGACUUCGAACGCUCCUUAAUUUUACACAUUGAUAACUUCCUUCCUGCCGAAAUUGCGUUUUGUGCUAGACACAUAGCGAUAACAACAGAACUGGAUGUGCUAAUCCUGAAACUGGACCUGGUCCAGCAAAGUGCUGACAGGGGAGAGCAAUCCACGUGUCAAGUCAGUACAACAGAAACGCCGGUGGAUGGAGGUACAAAAGAUGAAGACCUUGCAAUACAUAGUUUGCAGCUUGAAUUAGAUGAGUUCGUCAUAUGUCCAAAGCCAGUGGAACUGCUUGGGGAAGAAAGUAAGCUUUGUAAGAUACCCAUCACGCUUGAGUCCACAGAGUUAGCUACAGAAGACAAAAAGCACUUUCAAGUGCAGUAUCUCCUUUUCAGGCGUUUUACGCCAGACCAGUCCCCUUUUGGCUUUUGUGAAGAGACGAAGUUGCACUCUGUUCAGUUCCUCCCUGUGUACCAGACAGGGAGUUCUGUGACAGCAAAUGAGGAAACUGAGAGCAAGAGAGAACUUCUGAGUCUCUUCUGCUUUUUUUCUUUGCCUCAUGUUGGAUAUCUCUACUCUGUUGGGAAGUUAGUAGAGCUUAUUUCUACUUACCAGUACUCGGAGAAGUCAGAGCAGGCAGUUCUCACUCCACAGUUCCUGCAUGUCGUUACAAGUGACAGCCUGCAGUGUUUCACAGUGCGGUGCAGUGCAGCAGCGGCUCGUGAUGAAGAUCCAUACGUUGAUACAACUGUGAAGGCUUGUCCACCUGUCACAUUGGAUGUCUGCACAUUACGAAUGCAACUUUUUAUAGGGCCGAGAGCCAUCUGUCAUUACAAAAACAAUAUAAUUCUUCUGACUAAGGCUGAUACUGAAGAUAUUACUGAAAGGCGCAAGUCUUCAAGAAGGAGGCUUUCCAGAAAGGCUGAUAGCAACAAACCCAGAACCAGUUCUGAGUCAGAGCCUGGCUGGAAUUUAUAUAUUAUAAACACUGUUUCAACCAUCCAGCUUUACAGAGAAAUGGUAGAUUAUAGUAGAACUUACGGGAGUGUGAAAACUGAGAGUUGCAUCCAUCUUCUAAGCGAGGCUCACUUACUGGUCAGAGCAGCAUUAAUGGACCCUAGCUUCCUUAAAUCAGAUGAGAAAGAAGAACUUCUGGGAGCGUUCAGAGAAAGCUGUGCCGCCUUAGGAGACUGCUACAGCAGGUUUGACACAAAGGAUUACCACCUCGCGUUGCCAUACUACCGAAUGUCAGGUUUAUCUGUGACUGACGUUUUAGAGCGACUGGUUUCAGAAAGUGAGGAAAUAAGGACAUACGAAAGAGGAUUUAUGUUCUAUUUAACUCACUCUCUUAAUGAAGAGUUAAAUGAAGAAUUAAGCAAGGAAUUGGCAGAUAAAGUUCUCCAAAUAUUCUAUCUUGCUGACCCUGUGCAGCUGCCUCAUAUCAUCUGCAGUCCCUGCAUGAGGAAUGUAUGUCCUCUGACAGCUGUGAAGUAUCUUCGUAAAGUAGAAGAGGUUAUGCCAUCAGUGGUCCUUACGCUCACUAAGGCUUUCAUGGCUCUGAAAAUGGGAGACCUUACAAUGUAUGAACGUGAGAUGAACUCCCACAAGGAGACAGUACUGGCCUGUGGCUUCAUUGGGCAACCAAAACUCCUGAGAGAGUGUAAAGAAGGAAUUGUUAUUCCAACUGAAUUUGCUGUUCACCUGAAGGUGAUGCAACCUGGAUUACUGGUGGCUGCCACUGUGGCUUUGCAUGAGAACAGUAAAAUAGAACUGGAAGAAGCAGAUACGUUUUUCAAGGUGUUGUGUAAUAAUGGUGAAGACACGGUUCCUCAACUUCUGGUAGAUUUCUGGGAAGCUCUUCUUGUAACGUGCUCUCAGGAAGAAGUACUUCAGGAGCUCUUGUUGAGGGUUACUUAUCAGUAUGUUUGGAGGAUAUCUAAGAAGAAACUGCCUGAGACUAAGCCAUUGAAAACAACAGAGGAUCUGAUAAACUCCUGUAAACAUUUUGGGUUCAUUUUCCCAUGGGUUACUUUCAUAAUGUCCGUGGGAUCUCCACUUGAUAAAGAUUGCCAUGAAGAUAUUUCAAAGCUACAGUCUAUUUUAUGUGGUGAAUCGAUAGACAUAACUGCAGCUCUGCCUGUGCUGGAGCCUCUGGCAGAGGCUGGCAAUGUUGGCCUCACCAUCCGUGUUCUGUGUAGUACCCGUCUGGGCAAGUACGAGGAGUCCAUCGACCAGCUCCUCAGGCACUGUCCUGCUGCAGCUGUGUUAUAUGCUCAGCACGAGCUGAAGGACGACAGUCGGGCUGUAUGGUGGAACAAGCUGCUUCCAGAACUAUGUGAGAGAACCAGACUUAGUGGAAGUGACUGUCCUGUUCUUAUUUCAUCACUAAAAGAAACUUUAUCAGUAGUUGCAAUGGAACUGGAACUAAGGGAUUUCCUUAGUCUUCUACCAGAGGAUGGAACUGCAGCAUUUUUCCUGCCACAUCUUCUUCACUGCAGCCAGAGGAAACUGCUGAAGUAGACACAAUGAACGUCUACGCGUUCAGAUACCAAGAAUGUGCUGGAAGAAAAAAGUAAAUGAAGAAGGAGAAAUACGUAAGAAUCAUUAUGAAUCCACCUACACAUAAAUCACCUUCUUGAGUUCAAACCUUAUGACAGUUAUUGAAUGACUGCUGUUAUUUGAGGCGGAGCAUUGCUUUUGAAGCUAGUAGUAUCAUACGUUGACAGAGGUAAGUGAAGAGUUCCUGCAAGGUAGAACUGAGUAAAUGAUGGAGAGUUUAAAAACAGCUAUUGAGCUGGUAAGCAGAGGUAACUCAUGCUCUAAAAGGCCAAAGCAGCUAAAAAAAGUCAGUCACAGUGCACUUGAACAUACUAUGUUUGCUGAAAGUCAAGUCUUAAUUGCAUGCUAACUAGGGUAGGACACUGGUGCAGGGAGGAACUGAAGCCUAGGUGUAACUUUUACUUAUACAAGUGCCUUACACUUCAAAGUAGAAUUGGGCUACUUUAAUUGUUCUGCAGUAAAGACAUUCCCUUGAAUUCCUGCUGGAAAGACUGGUUACCUGUUCUGCCAUCUUUGACACUUACUCAUCAAGUGUCACACUGGAAAAUGCUUUCAUUUAGCAUUGAAGAGGCAGAAAUGUUCCUAAGUGGGGUGGAAGAUACAGACUACUUUAUUCUCAGUGUUUAUGAUGUUUUCUUUCCUCUGCUGUGCUCAGCUGGUACUGAGUAUUUGAAGUAGCAGUAGGUCAUAAAUCUAGCUGAAAACUCUGUUUCUUCCAAGACUCUUGGAACUGUCUCCUGUGUCUGUGCACGUAUAUACUGAUAUUUGUCUUUCUUUUGGGCAAAAUAGUUCCCUGUGUUCUUCCAGCUGGAAUUUCAUCAUAAUAAACUUGCACAAUCUUUGACCUUGUUAUUAACUAUUAAUGGUUUUUUUUUUUGGACUCUGUGAUUGCAUAAACAUUCAAAGGCCUCAUUAGUGGACAUUGACUCUGUCAAACUGAAUUUCACUGCAGCUGUAACAUUUCUACCUGAUCUCUAGGGAUUUCAGUAGUGAUCAUCUACAUCCCAAAUGAAACAUCAACAAAACAAAGAAUACAUGAAAGUUCUUUUUAAAGUUGCAUUAACUUCGUAGAAGAAAGAGAUGUCAAAAUUCUUCAGGAUUCAGGUUCUUUUUUGCAGGUAUUAAAUUAGCCAUUAAACAAAAAUCUAACUCAGUGGAACAGUAACCUCAUGGGCCAUAUCUUCAACGUGAAAACAUUCUUCUUAAGCUGACAAGUCCUAUAAGGCGUGAGAGAAAACCACUACAGACAGACGGGUUUGGUGGCAUUUGAGAGAAUGCUGAGUGCUUUGACUGGGAGAGAAUUCAGAUGGCAAGAAGUCAUCCAACAACUUGCAUACAGAAAAAUAAAGCCUUUGGUGACUUCUGUGGUUUUGGAAUGUA